Molecule: messenger RNA, 504 nt
Organism: Coccomyxa subellipsoidea C-169
Lineage: Eukaryota; Viridiplantae; Chlorophyta; Trebouxiophyceae; Coccomyxaceae
Product: NECAP endocytosis associated 2, isoform CRA_b
Exons: 3
Biological process (GO): endocytosis
Cellular component (GO): membrane; clathrin vesicle coat
Source: RefSeq, a predicted model, not a curated record
GAUGAAGCAAUCGAGCAGACUUUGUUCGUUGCAAAGGAGGUGCAGGUAUACAGAGUCCCACCACGCCCGUCAUCAGGUGGUCACAAAAGCGGUGACUGGAAGGUCGCGGAUAGGAUUUUCCAGGGAAGGCUGCGUGUGCUGUCCAUCGGGGAAAAGUGUGAGCUGAGGUUGGAAGAGCCUGGCAGUGGGGAGCUGUAUGCCAUGUGCCCGGUGCCACUGGGACAGAGGGCAGUGGCGGUGGAGCCAGUGGCGGACAGCUCCCGCUACUUUGUCUUGCGACUGGUGGAUGCCACAACCAAGCGGCAUGCCUUCAUUGGGAUGGGCUUCACAGACCGCACGGAAGCAUUCGACUUCAAUGUUGCGCUGUCCGACCAUGAGAAGUACAUCCGGCGAGCAAAGGAGGUGCAGGCAGCUGCGAAGGAUGAUGCACCAUCCGGUGCAAGCGAGGCUUCCAGCCUUUACAAGAAGCAGGACCUCAGCUUGAAGGAAGGCGAAACAAUCAAG